AGGUUCAGUUCACUCAGAGAGGAAGAGGCGAAGCAAGAGGGGUAACUUAGCCCAAAAUCUGUCUACUCCGGCAUGUGGCGUUUUUCCGCUCACCAAGCGAUUAGUUUUUGUAUGGAGGUCAAAUGAGAGUGUCGAAUUUGGUUAACAAAAAGUUGAAUGGUUUAUUUGCUACAUGUGGCUUAUUUGAUAUAAUCGAAGUUUUGUAAUGCGCCGUUUGUUAGGCGUGUACUGAUAUACGUAAGACAUGUGACAUUCCGGCAACUUUGAGAAAAAACACCUCAUAUCGGAGUUGUGGGUGUUGUUCACUUACGUUUAGCCCUCUCAUUGGCUAGAAUGGUCCCACCUGAUCUUGCCUCCUCCGUCUGCCUUCCUUUUUUUUGAAGACAUUUAUUUUCAUUGUUAGAGCGGCCACUAGAGUAUCUGGUCAAUAUAAUGGAUAAUUUUUUGGUUCACUCCAUAACUGUGUGGAUAAAUAUGUGGUUCUCUGGUAAUACAGUUACUAUGCAUCAAGAAAGUCUCCACUGACAUGUAGUCUCUACAAAACAAGAGGUCGUACUGGUGCUUUAGCUUGAUGAAACAGCCGGCUAUGUCUCGACAUAUCCAUAUAGAGGCGUCCGGCGAUGAUGCAGCACGAGUGCCACUUCUCACUAGCCACCUGGAGCUAGCUAGCCUCGACUCGGAUGAAGGUGAAGUUAUUUUUGAGAGGCGUAUUGGAGAUAAUGCAAAUGAUGUUCAGAGAAGUACACAAAGAAAACGAACAUAUGAGGAAGCUGUUGAGGAAGCAGGUUUUGGUUUGUUCCAUGGGCUCCUGUUGGUGGUGUGUGGAUGGGCCAAUGCCAGUGAUGCGGUGGAGAUCCUGUGCGUUUCCUUUCUGCUGCCCACGGCCCGCUGUGACCUCCAUCUCAGCUCCUCAGACAUGGGGUUACUGACGGCCAACAUUUUCCUCGGAAUGAUGAUAGGUGGGUACAUGUGGGGUUACCUGGCUGACCAGAGGGGGCGCCAGAAGGUCUUGGUGAUGUCCCUGACAGUGAACGGAGUGUUUGGAGCGCUGGCCAGCUUUGCCCCAAGGUUCUGGCUCUUCCUUCUACUACGGUUCAUCAGCGGUGUAGGGGUGGGAGGUUCAAUCCCGGUCAUCUUCUCCUACUUUUCAGAGUUUCAGCCCCGGCUGAAGAGGGGGGCAAUGAUAAGUGCUCUGGCCACCUUCUGGAUGGCAGGGAAUAUUCUGGCAGCAGGCCUGGCGUGGUUGGUCAUUCCCCGGACCUGGGUCCGCUUUUCUCUGGGUGGGCUGGACUUCCAGAGCUGGAGGCUGUUUGUGGUGCUGUGCUCUGUCCCCAGUCUCACAUCGGCACUCAUCUUCAGUCUGGCCAUGCCUGAGAGCCCCCGGUUCCUCAUGGAGGCUGGCCGUGAGAUAGAAGCCCUACGUGUCUUCUGCAGGAUGUUUGCAAUAAACCACAGAGGCAGCCUCAAGACCUUCUCGAUUUGUGGGCUGCAUAUCCCUUCUGAGAAGAAAGAGAGGGAGACUAGGAGAGGUGGAACACACACUCGGCGCUUUGUCAACCUCCUCAAACAGUGCCUGGCACCAAUAAGACAGCUGUUUGUUGGAGAGUUGGCCUCUAGAAGUGUAUGUCUGGUCAUCAUAUUCUACUGCAUCUCAUUUGGAUACUAUGGGCUGUGGAUGUGGUUCCCAGAGCUUUUCAAGAGAGCAGAGGAUGGAGGCUCACCCUGUGCCAAUGUGUCUCGCUUACAAAGCCAUGACAACCAAAGCUGCUACCCAGUCAAAACGGCAGUGUACAUGGAGGGCUUUGUCACUGCAGCCUCAAACCUACCAGGGAACAUCUUCACCGUUCUCCUAAUGGACGUCAUUGGAGGAAAGGCCCUGCUUUGUUGCAGCCUAUUGUUGUCCAGUGUGAGUGUGUUCCUCAUCUACGAGGUGAAGACGAAAGCACAGAGUCUGCUCAUCUCCUGUGUUUUUAGUGGAGUGUCUGUGGUGGCCUGGAAUUCCUUAGACGUGUUGGGCACUGAGCUCUACCCCACCCAGCUACGGUCCUCCGCUCUGGGCUUCUUCACAGGAAUAGGCAGAGUGGCAGCCAUCAUGGGUAACAUAGUCUUUGGCCAGCUGGUGGACACCAACUGUGCGAUACCAGUUCUACUUGUGUCUGCUUUGCUGCUGACAGGGGGGAUCACUGCCUUGCGCCUUCCACGCACUAAACAGGCAGAGCUCACCUGAGGCCUCUGUGAGUCCAGAAGACACACUUUUUCCCCCUGUUCAUAGUCCUCGCCAAGGGUUAUUCCCUGAAUCUAGUCUACCUAGAGAUGCCUUUUUCCUAUCAUGACCAAAGAUUGACGUAGAAAAGAUUUUAUAAAACGGAUGUUGUGAAAUGCUGGAUUGCACAAGUGCACUUUGAGAAACCAUGUACCUUAAUGGUUUCUCAAUGAUUAACAAGUCAUUGACCAGAGCUAAUACAGUGAUCUACAAAAGUAUGGGGACAGUGACACAUUUGUUUGUUGUGUAUUAAAAGUAGUUAAAAGUAGAGUAUUUGAUCACAUAUUCCUAGCAUGCAAUAACUACAUCAAGCUUCUGAAUCUACAAAGUUGUUGGAUGCAUUUGCUGUUUUGGUGGUUUCAUUUCUAUUGGUCACAAAAUAAUCAAUGGUAAAUAAUGUAUUGUCAUUUUGGAUUAACUUUUAUUGUGAAUAAGAAUAGAAUAUGUUUCUAAACACUUGUACAUUAAUGUGAAUUAGUGUUGCAUGGUAUACCGGUACCACAGUAAUAUCACGGUACCAAAACAUCAUGAUACCAACAUUUAUAGAUUAUCAUUUCAUAUAAUACUAUCACAUUUUUCAGUCCUACCAAUCUAAGGCACUGGCGCCUUUUAUAAAAUGUGUAUCAAGUCAGUUUUGUUUAUAAAUUCUGUAAAAAAAUAAAUAAAUGCAACUAGUCUCUUGUAUGCGCUGGUCCAAUAAUGUCCACUUAACUUUCAUGCCAUAUCACAUGUAGUAGCUUUAAUCUGCCAGCCCAUCCCAUUCCAGCCAUCACUCACCUGUUUCAAAGACUUUACUGAGUUACAGUUCAUAAAAGGAAAUCAGUCAAUUGAAAAAUGAAUUGGGCCCUAAUCUAUGGAUUUCACAUGACUGGGAAUACAGAUAUACAUCGAUUGGUCACAGAUACCUUUUAAAAAAAGUAGGAGCGUGGAACAGAAAACCAGUCAGUAUCUGGUGUGACCACCAUUUGCCUUAUGCAGCACGACAUCUCCUUUGCAUAGAGUUUAUCAGGCUGAUGAUUGUGGCCUGUGGAAUGUUGUCCCACUCCUCUUCAAUGGCUGUGUGAAGUUGCUGGAUAUUGGCGGGAACUGGAACAUACUGUCGUACACGUCAGUCCAGAGCAUCCCAAACAUGCUCAAUGGGUGACCAUGUCUGGUGAGUAUGCAAGCCAUGGAAGAACUGACAUUUUCAGCUUCCAGGAAUUGUGUACAGAUCCUUGUGACAUGGGGCCAUGCGUUAUCAUGCAACAUGAGGUGAUGGCGGUGGAUGAAUGGCACGACAAUGGGCCUCAAUCUCCUCACAGUAUCUGUGCAUUCACUUUGCCAUCGAUAAAAUGCAAUUGUGCUCGUUGUCCGUAGCUUAUGUCUACCGAUACCAUGGGGCACUCUGUUCACAAUGUUGACAUCAGCAAACCGCUCGCCCACAUGACCCCAUACACGUGGUGUAAACAAAUUUGUGCCGCACAUUUUUGAGAAAUACGCUUUUUGUGCAUAUGGAACAUUUUUGGGAUCUUUUUUUCAGCUCGCGAAACAUGGGACCAACACUUUACAUGUUGCGUUUAUAUUUCUUUCCCCGAGUAAUUUCACAAACCAUUUCGCGGGUCGUUUUAAACUAAUCCCAGGACGCUUAUUAUUGUUUUGAUAACAAACAAUGUUGUUCAAAUUUGAUUGGCACAGGAAAAUAGGCCUGGUAUCGUUGGUAUCAUGGUAGCAUCCACAUGAAUGUAGAAAUUUAUUGUAAAUAAGGACAUAAUAUAAGUGACUCCAAAAUGACAUUAAUUUCUAUUGGGCACAAAAUAAUCUGAAACACAAACAAAACAAACAGCAAAUGUAUCAAGUGACAAACUUGAUGUAAUCAUUGUGUGCUAGGAAUAUGGGACCAAAUACUAAACUUUUGACUAUAAUACACCAUAAGUGAAUUUGUCCCAAUAUUUUUGGUCCCCUAAAAUGGGGGGACUAUGUACAAAAAGUGCUGUAGUUUCUAAAUGGUUUGCCCAAAAUCUAUGAAAAUACCCUCAAAUUAAAGUUGACAGACUGCUCUUUAACAUCAGUUUAACAUAGUUUAAUUUAAAAUAAAGUGCUGUGUAAGUGUUGGUGCUCACUGUGUAUCCGAUAUGAAUAAAUCAGUGAUUCAUGGCUUCAUUAAUUCAUUGCUUGAGUCUGGGCACUUAAAGGAGAACUCCACUUACUAUCGUUGGGUCUUUUUUUCAUUAGUCCACUGUUGAUACAAUCAUAACAUGUUUUGCAUGUUAGCAGUCAAGUUUAAAAGAUAUUGGAUUUCAAGAAGCCAAGUGUUACCAGCCACAUCACAAAACGCAUCAUCAUCAUGAUGUGGCCGGUGAUACUUUGCUUGAACUUGACUGCUGACAUGCAAAACAUUUUGGGACUGUAUCAACCGUUGAAUAUUGGGGAAAAUACCAAAAGAUAGUUGAGAGUGGAGAGUGGAAAAAAGAAAGAGUGGAGUUCCCCUCAAGUGACAAUCAAGAUAGUGUGGCCCACAACGUUUUUGUGAAAUUGCUAAGCAAAUCCAAUUGCUUUGAGUUUACUUAAUUGGAUCCAAAGAUUUAUCACCAUCUGUAAAAAUGGGUUGCCACUGCUUAUAGUCCAUGUUGUAAUGCACCUUGCAUCGAAACCCAGAUAUGGUGCAGAGCGUUUGAUUGUGUUGCUGGGGGGCAAGGAGACCCCCAGCUCCGCUUAAACCAUUGACAACUACUUACCGUUUAAGGGAGUGCUCUUCAAGAGCACAGUCAGAACUACAAAUGUCAGAUUAUUCCAUGUAAAACAAUUGUGCACAUUUAGCUCUAUCAUCAGUGUUAAAGUAACUGUAGGCUUUUCAUGCUCAGUAAACAUUGAUCAUGUCAUUUGAAUUGCAUAUACUCGAUGGUAGUGAUGGGUUCUGAUUUCUUAACUGUUGGAAUCAUGAAAUAUACUUAUUCAUUUCACUGAGGGGGAGAGGGUAAUGUAUAACGUUUACAUUAUGUCAGGAUAUGUUAUUGUUAGCCAUCAGGGAUCCUAUGGGAGGAGAAGAGACAGUCUGGUACGAGUCAUCAUAACAGCCUUGAGUUGGAUGAAGUGAGGAAGAAUAUAUAUAUAUAUAUAUAUAUACACACACACAUACAUACAUACAUACAUACAUAUAUACAUACAACUAAUCUUCUGGAUAGCAACAGAGGUGUAUUGGCUGUUCAGAUGUGUAAGGGGCUCAGCAUAGGAGAAAAGGGUUAAAUAUCAGUGCUUGUGAGAAUCUAUUUGUUUGUUCAGCUGUUCGAUCCUUUGGGGUGAAUAAACUUGGUUGGAGCUUU
Messenger RNA from Oncorhynchus kisutch (coho salmon), 5562 nucleotides. It is a transcript of the gene sv2, whose product is annotated as synaptic vesicle glycoprotein 2. Gene Ontology annotation, biological process: transmembrane transport. The record is from RefSeq and is a predicted model, not a curated record. Gene Ontology annotation, cellular component: membrane. Gene Ontology annotation, molecular function: transmembrane transporter activity. The coding region runs from base 572 to 2227 and encodes 551 amino acids. The transcript is spliced from 13 exons. NCBI's taxonomy places the organism in Eukaryota, Metazoa, Chordata, Actinopteri, Salmoniformes, Salmonidae.